UCCACGCGGCAACGAAGGUCUGGCAGCAGCAAAAUUCAACCCUUGCCUUACUUAGUGGUCUCUCUGUGUCAAGAUGAAGACAUCGUUUUUGAGUGUAUUUUGGCUGCUUGCCUGGCUUUUAUUUCAACCUUCAGUAAUAGUGGAUAGUGCAACAGUGAUGGAUGCACGUGGCUAUAUUGAAAAGGUUGCUAGAAGACUGGUCGAAAUACUGGAGACCAGAUACAUCACCGGAACGGCACUACCAGUAGAUGAUUAUGUUGCCCCAAUUAACAUUUCCGAUAAAGGAAUACGGAUCGAUGGUGAGGUUUCGUUUCACUCUGCGUUUGUCGCCAAAAUCGAUUCCAUGACACUGGACAUGCAGCGUUACACAGAAACCCUGCUCGACACCGAAAUGUCCGUACAGGCCUCCAUCAAGUGGCACGACAUCGGCAUCGUGCUUGAUUUCGAUGCCAAUUUAGUCGACUAUAAAGGACCAGGUACGCUGUUGGUCACCUACAAUCAGUUCGAUUUUCCACUCAAGAUUAUUAAGCGCUUCAACGAGACGGAACCGGAAGGAUCACUUUACUUUAUGUCCAUCGAUAACUCGAACAAUAUUGUAACCAUCGGUCAUCCGAAUAAUAAGCACGUACAGAUGAUUGCGCGAGGGAUUAAAACAAGCUUCGAUUAUCGUGACAAGAUGAUUGAGUCAUUCAGGAAUUGGAAUUUUGAAAAUCUAGUUGCGCUAGUCAUCCGAGAAAUACCGUUCCCGGAAAUAUGCUACAACUGCUAACAUCGCAAUAUGCUGUACCUAUACCUUGGCGCGAUGUCAGGCGAUUAUCGCGGAUUAAACAGACGUACACUGAUUAAAUAAACCAGAAACAUUCGAAGGUCGAUCAGCAAA
This is a messenger RNA of Anopheles aquasalis, 880 nucleotides long. RefSeq lists its product as uncharacterized. Lineage: Eukaryota; Metazoa; Arthropoda; Insecta; Diptera; Culicidae. The record is from RefSeq and is a predicted model, not a curated record.